GUCAUUUGCCAAGGGAAAUGGCUCUCAAGCAGCAGGGCCUGGGGUUUCCGUGUCACGCUGAGUUUGGGCAAAAGGUGGAGCCAAGAAUGGGAAAUGGGUGGGAUGAUGGGGCAGGCUGUCAGACGGGAGCAGGGCUGGAGGGAGUGAAAGAAGAGCGUCAUGCCAUUGAGGAUACCUCUGCAGGACAAAUGGUCGAGGUCUCCAGGUGGGAAGAACUGCAACAGGUGAAACAGGAACCCGAAGAACAGUUGUCACAGCGCUGGGAAGCCCAGUGGCAAGAGCUGCUGAAGACGGUCGAGUCCCCUCAUGCAGGUUGGGGAGUCCCACAGAGAGCAGAGGAGCCCACCCCAUGGGACGACACAAAGGCCUUUCUGGCUUCCUUCGAGCAAGUGGCCGAAGCUUGUCGGUGGCCCAGGGAGGAGUGGGCGGCCCGACUCUUGCCAGCCCUCAGCGGAGAAGCCAAGCAGGCCUUCAGCAGGCUGGGAGUCCGAGACAGAGAGGAUUAUGGGAAAGUGAAGGCAGCCAUCUUGAGAGGGGAUGCCCUGAGCAGAGAGAAGCAGCGGCAGCACUUCCGGCGUUUCUGCUACCAGGAGGCCGAGGGGCCGAGAGGGGUGUACAGUCAGCUGCAGGAACUUUGCCAUCAAUGGCUGAAAGUCGAGAGACACACGAAGGAGCAGAUUCUGGAGACGCUGAUCCUGGAGCAGUUCCUCACCAUCCUGCCCCAGGAAAUGCAGAGCUGGGUCAGGGGGAAUAGCCCAGAGACAUGUCCCCAAGCUGUGGCCCUGGCUGAGGAUUUCCUACAGCAGCAACAAGUGAACAAGAAACAGAAACCUCAGGUGCCAGAGCCAUUUGAAGAACAGGUUUCAAAUUUUGCCGAGGUCCAGCAAGUACGGCCAUCCACCAAGUCCAGACCAGACUGCAGUGGGAUCAAACUGGAGGGCGCUAUGGAUGCCAGUUUGCUGGUCAAAGUGAGCAAGCGUGCAGCGGAGAGCUCUGCCGAGGUGGAAAAGGGUGGCAAAAGGCCUCGCAAGGUGUUGCCCUUGAGUGAGAAGAUCAAGCUGCUGGACAUGUUGGCUCGUGGGGACAGCGUGGCAUCCGUUGGCCGCCAUUACGGCAUCAACGAGUCCACGGUCCGCUCCAUUAAGAAGUGUGAAGCCAGCAUCCGCACCAGUGUGGUCUCGGGCACGUCGCAGAGUCUGAAGGUGGUGUUCCAUCCACGUGAGCCCCACAUGGAACGGAUGGAAAAGGCCCUCAGCCUGUGGAUCGAGGACCAGACCCAGAAGAACGUGCCACUGAGUGGACCAGUCAUUCGCGAGAAAGCACUGCAGCUCUACAGGCGCUUUGCGGCGGAAAGUGGUCAAGCGGCGGCAACGCCAGGAGGCACAGAGUCCGGUUUCCAGGCCAGCAGGGGCUGGUUCGAAAGGUUUAAGCGCCGCUACAGCCUCCACAAUGUUAAGCUGUCGGGGGAAGUAGCAGCAGUGGACCAUGAGGCGGCAGAACGUUACCCAGUAGAGUUCCAACGGCUGAUUGAGUCCGGAGGGUACAGGCCAGAGCAGGUCUUCAACGCUGCUGAGACGGGCCUCUUCUGGAAGAGGAUGCCAUCCCGGUCCUUCAUCAGCAAGGAAGAAAGAACUGCUCUGGGCUUCAAGGCAGCCAAGGACCGCCUGACUCUGCUGGUGUGUGGCAAUGCUGCAGGGGACUGCGUCGUAAAGCCCAUGCUGCUUUACCGAGCCCAAAACCCUCGCGCCCUGAAAGGGAAGAACAAGAGCCAGCUCCCCGUCUUCUGGAGAGCCAACAGGAGAGCGUGGGUGACCGCAGCAGUUUUCUCAGACUGGGUGAACAACUGCUUCCUUCACGAGGUGCGGAGGUACCUUGCCACAAAGAACUUGGCCUUCAGAGUCCUCCUGGUGCUGGACAACGCCCCUGGCCACCCUGAGGCCCUGCAGUUUGCGCACCCAGCCCUGCAGAUUGCCUUCCUGCCAUCCAACACCACCUCGUUGAUCCAGCCGAUGGAACAAGGUCUGAUCGCGACCUUCAAGUCUUAUUACACCCGGCGCACCUUUGGGCGGCUGCUGGAUCUGAUGGAGGCCGAUCCCUCUCUGUCGGUCAGCGAUUGCUGGAAGGGCUAUAGCAUCGCCGACUGCAUCGAAAACAUUGCCGCAUCCCUGUCGGAAAUAAAGCCCCACACGUGGAAUGUGGUGUGGAGGAAGUUGUGGCCCAGGGUGGUGACCUCUUCACCCGCCGCCGCCGUUCCCUCGGUGUCGGAUGAGGUGCAGCGCAUCACUAGCCUUGCUCGCGCUGUUGGUGGUGAAGGCCUGGAAGACAUCGAGGCCCAUGAGGUGCAGGAGCUCCUCGAGUCCCAUCAGGAGGAGCUCAUGGCGGAAGAACUGGAGGAGAUGAUGCAGGCAGCUCCCGAGAGCGAGGGAGAAGAGGAGGAGGAGGAAGAGGAGGAAGAGACGUUCCCCAAGCCCUUCACCAUGAAGGGACUCUCGGAGAUCCUUCAGCUGGGGACUGCCUUGUCGGACAAAGUGUUCGAGCUCGACCCACUGAUGGAGCGGAGCAUCAAUUUCAAGAGGCAGCUGGAGGCUGCUUUGCAACCCUACAAGGGCACUUACAGGGCUAUGCAAAACAGGGCAAGACAGGCCAGCAUCAGAGCAUAUUUCUCCAAGGCCGCUAGUACCUCCACCACCACCGCAGCAGCAGCUGAGGAGUGGCACUGGCUGUCAUCACCCGAAAGUGACACCUGCACUUUUGCUGGCUUUGAGGAGGGAGACGACGAGGGUGAUGACAACGGGGGCAGCAGGUCUGCCUCUGUGGGGCCUGCUUCUGUUGUGUGA
Hemicordylus capensis (graceful crag lizard) is the source of this 2837-nucleotide messenger RNA. Its product is annotated as tigger transposable element-derived protein 1-like. Gene Ontology annotation, cellular component: nucleus. The coding region runs from base 18 to 2837 and encodes 939 amino acids. Gene Ontology annotation, molecular function: DNA binding. The transcript has 3 exons. The record is from RefSeq and is a predicted model, not a curated record. NCBI's taxonomy places the organism in Eukaryota, Metazoa, Chordata, Lepidosauria, Squamata, Cordylidae.